Messenger RNA from Colletotrichum chrysophilum, 516 nucleotides. RefSeq lists its product as uncharacterized. NCBI's taxonomy places the organism in Eukaryota, Fungi, Ascomycota, Sordariomycetes, Glomerellales, Glomerellaceae. The transcript has 2 exons. Bases 1 to 516 code for a protein of 171 amino acids. The record is from RefSeq and is a predicted model, not a curated record.
AUGGCUGUGGGUAUCUAUGUCGUCCGCUGGCGGCGGAGUAAGCUGAACCUCCCCGAGCCCGAGUUCAAAGCGUGGCACGUGGUGAUCAUCUUCAACAUCUGCAUCCAGCUUUACCUUCUGAUCAUGCCAUGGUACCCGCCAGCAGGCGGACAAUACGCUGGUGACGUCAGCUUCUGGUAUGCGACGUACGCGGUGACCGGUGUGGGAAUUCUCCUCGCCUGUGCAGCUUACUACUGGUUUUGGGCAUUCCUCAUCCCAAAAUGGAAGGGCUACAAGUUGCGCCAGGAACUCAUUAGUUUUGAGGACGGUGCUCAGAGUAACCAGCUUCGGAAGGUCCCCUACGCCGACGUUGCCGAAUGGGAUGCUACUCAUGACGCGGCUGGGCGCAUCAUCAACAACACCACCGUUACCGAAGCUCCGGUCCAAGAGAAGGCUGUGCGCACUUCAUCUGAGGGCAGCAACUCUGAUGUCGGUAACUCAGUUUCUGUGAGUAAUCGGAGAAACGGCGGUGUCUAG